This is a messenger RNA of Dunckerocampus dactyliophorus (ringed pipefish), 7519 nucleotides long. It is a transcript of the gene gnpnat1, whose product is annotated as glucosamine-phosphate N-acetyltransferase 1. Gene Ontology annotation, molecular function: monosaccharide binding; glucosamine 6-phosphate N-acetyltransferase activity. Gene Ontology annotation, biological process: UDP-N-acetylglucosamine biosynthetic process. Lineage: Eukaryota; Metazoa; Chordata; Actinopteri; Syngnathiformes; Syngnathidae. Gene Ontology annotation, cellular component: endoplasmic reticulum; endoplasmic reticulum-Golgi intermediate compartment; Golgi apparatus. The transcript is spliced from 6 exons. The coding region runs from base 1363 to 1917 and encodes 184 amino acids. The record is from RefSeq and is a predicted model, not a curated record.
AAAAUUAUACGCUAAUCAUUAACAUAAAUAUCCUUUUUGAUAAUCGUUCAUUUUUAUGGCUCCUAAAAGUUGAGGCGAUGGGAUCUUCUCUUUGCUCGCUAUUUGUGGGUGUUAAAAGACUGACAAGCGAAUCGAUGAAUUCACUUCAUUUUUGCAACAUUAUACAUUUGUGUUAUAACUUCAUCAAUGCUGAAAAGCCUUUUUUGGACUUAUUGUUACCAUUGCCUAAAGAUCACUAUGGUUCCCACGUGAUGGAUAAUAUACGUACAUCUAGUUUUUGUAUACAUAUUCAAUAAAAGAAGAGCAGUUACAGCUUUAUAGCAGAAUAUAACAGACUAUUCAUUGUGAAGAAUAUACAGUAUAUAAAAUAAACCAAAAGGAGGAAAAAAAUAUCGAUUAAUACAAAUUCCCCCCCCCCCACACACACACACACACACACACAUAUAAUUAAAAUAUUAAGUGGCCUUGGGUCCCUUAUUAAUAUUUUGUAAAUGCGCUAUAACACUUUUUAAUAUUUGAUCCCAAUAUAAGACUUAUUUUUCGCUUUGGGGUGGGGGAAGGCUGAAAAAGAUGUCGCUAUAUUUGAGGUCCACCAACAGGUGGUGCCAAAUGACUUGUUUCCAAGCUGGUCAGAGCUUUUUUUCCUGUCACACACACACAUACACACACCAGUGACCUGGAGCGAGAACUACAACACCGGUUGGAAAGAAAGUGAUACGGUGCAAAUUUUAAGAUUGUUAUUUCAAUUAUAUUUUAAAAAUAUUUUAUAAAAUAUUAAUAAAACUCUUAAAUGUGAUAUAUUUGGGUCAGUAGGUAAUUAUCUCACUACUAUACCUACUAUGCUACAGUGUACCGUGUAUGUAUGCUGUUGACUACAGCCAGUAGUAUGUUGCGAUCGGGUAAACUCGUAAUUAGACAAGUGAACAGUACAUUUAUUUUCGUACUUAAAACAGUCUGAGCCCUUCGGCUGUCUGUGUUAAAAUAAUGACGGAUGCGUCAAAAACGUAACGAAAAAUGUUUUAAUUAACAAAAGGAGCCAGAGAUAACCGAUGUCGACAUGAAACUUUUUUUUUGUAAAUAUGACACACCGGCCAUUUAAAGACAUUGAAUGACGUCAUCUGGGAGCGCCCACUACUACUACCAGGAAGUGCGCCACGUCACAGCACAGACGCAAACAACACCCAUGGUGGUGUGGAUCAGGCUAUUCAAAAACCAUGCUUCAUUCCGAAUGUGAAUCAUGUUGCCCGACCUACUGGGGAACUUGUAAAAGACUUUGACUGUGACAGUACUUUAGUUCAGCCCGGGAAUUAAACCCUGUCGUCUGUUCUGUGUGGUGUUUUUAUCGGACUGAGGCCGUGUGACAUGCUGCUGGACGAGACUCCGCUGUUUGAGCCCUCUCUGCUUCAGGAGUUAGACUGGAGUGACAACAGCGUCUCUUUCUGCCCCCUCAUCUCCCCCUCCAACCCAGGGGAAGGCCUGGUGCUGAGGCCCCUCUGCACCGCUGACUUCAACAGGGGGUUCUUUAAGGUUUUAUCUCAGCUAACUGAGACGGGCGACGUCACAGCAGAGCAGUUCACAAAAAAGUUUGAGCACAUGAAGAAAACCGGUGACUACUAUGUGGUGGUGGUGGAGGACACACAUCUUGGGCAAAUAGUGGCCACAGCCACUUUGAUCACUGAGCACAAAUUCAUUCAUUCUUGUGCGAAGAGAGGCCGAGUGGAGGAGGUGGUGGUCAGUGACGUUUGCAGAGGAAAACAACUUGGAAAACUGUUAGUCUCCACACUUACUCUGCUCAGCAAAAAACUCAACUGCUACAAAAUCACACUGGAAUGUGCAUCCAAAAACGUGGCCUUCUACCAAAAAUUUGGCUACGCGUCUUCAGACGAGACGUACAUGCAGUGUCGCUUCUCCAACUGAGGACCUCAGCCGGUGUCAAUCCCACUUGGAUUUGGGUACCUGGUACCUGGACCGCGUCUACGCCGGCCAAGGAAUCACUUUGUGGUUUGGAUUGUGCAUUGUCGAGUCGUUUGAGGAGCGUCGUCCUGACUUCAGAGCAGGCGUGAACUAAAAACACAUGUCGAAGCCCCGACGCAGCCAUUGUGGUAACCAUGGCUACCUCCUGAAUGCAAAGCUCUGAAGAAAAGGAUAAUCAGUUACUGUAAAUGUUUUAUUUUGUUACAGUGAUGGCUGGCAUGUGGUGACAUAAAAUAUGAAUUGAAUUAGCCAGGCAUCUGCAGUUAGCGUUGAAUGUUCAUGCUGAUGUUCUUAAAGACAAUAAUUACAAAUAAUUUACCAUCCAAAGCAAGGAACCAAAGAGGCUUUGAAGUAUGAUUACAACACUAACCAGUACUUCAUUUUUUUUUUUUUUUGGGGGGGGGCUAAAAAAAAGAAAUCAACAAUGACACAAAUAAUCUUGCAUAUUUGUGAUAUUGGUAUAAAUCCUACAUAUGUUCAGUAAGUAAACACAAAGGUUCAGAUGCUGUGUGACAGACUGGAAGGGUGUAUGGAAGUGAACAUUUUCUACUUGGACCGCUGCAAUGAUCGCUUCUUGUGAUGGGACAUGAGUGCAAAAAUGAUAUUUGUAAAUUCAUAUUUAAUUUUUUUCCCCCCCUAUCUGGGCAACACAGGGACAUAGCCUAUUUAAUGUAAUUUAUUGCCACAUAUACUGUAUACAAUGCAGCAGUACAAUAAAAUAUCUCAUAUCAGUCUGUUUAUGUCACAUUAGUGAGGGACUGUAGUAGACAUUGUAUCACACCUGACAUAUUCUACACUUUUAAUGCAUCCCAAUAUACAACUUCUAGUGUAAAAUUGGUACGCUAAACACCGGGCCUGUCACGACAACAAAUUUUGUCCUAUAAAUUGUCAAUCCAUUAACAUUUUUUGAGACCAUUUUUAUUCAUUAAUUAUAUGGCAAAAUAAUGAGUACAUCGUAUCAAGAACAAUCAACUUUUAAUUUCUCAAGAGUAUUUAACAUUGUAAUUGGAAUGUCAAGAGCCUUUAAAUAAAUGAAACAAAAAAAGACCCCCCAAAAAAACUCGAUGAAAAUAAAAUGGAGUCUUGUCUUUUCUAGCAAAAACUGCACUUAAAUAAAAAUCACAAUAAGAAAAAAAACACUAAAAAACCACACACGCAGUUAUGUAGUGUAUUGUUAAACUAAUGUAGGGAGUCAUACCGUAUUUGAGCUGGACCACAUCUCUCUGGUGGCGGAGUAAAAUGCGAUCUUUGUGAUGUUCUUCAUCACGUCUUCUUUCACUGGGUUAUACAGUUCAGGAAUUGCUGUUUGCGACAUGUACAUGAAUACGUUAUCCCUGGCAAUUCGUACUGUUAAACAUUUCCCGAAAUGUUGGCUUUUCAACCAUAUCGAAAGGUUGCAUUUCUUUUGCAAUGUAUGUAGCGAGCGACACUGUCUGUGAGCAUGCGCUAUUUUGCGCUGUUUCGUUUUAUAUUUACUUUGCCGAUCAAAUGCCCCAGUAAGCGUUGACUGUCGGGACGAAGACUCUGCUGCACCGCUACACUGGAGCUGUGGCAUUCGGCUUAGAAACCAUGGCUUUUGAGCCUUCAUUCAUGUUAGCGUUUGCUUGCUAACUGCCAGCACUCUGUGCAUCCACUCACUAGUAGCCCCGUCUCCACGUAUUGGGGGACAAAGAGGCUGAAUGAUAUGAGAGGAGGGCUCGCGAUCUCUGUUCAUUCCACUAUAGAACCAAUGCGCGCAGACAUGCAGAGUGAACCCUCUUGUCAUCCAGCCAGUGUAGAACAGAGAGGCACCGAAAACAAACAGGCAUAUAUGCACAUGUCAAUUUAACGAGGCGGCAAAAUUAGACUUAGUUCUUUUUUUAAUCGUUUGAUUAAUCGAUUAUCCUGACAGGUCUACCAAACACUUAAGUGUUCCCAGCCUAUUCCAGCUGACUUUUGGCAAGAGGCUGGGUACACCCUGGCCUGGUCACAAAUGUCAACAUGUUCCAAAUGUCACUUGUGGAUGAACAAUUCCAUCUAAUAUGUAACUAUUUAAAUAUGAGGGAUGUACAGCUUGAACAAACGACACCAACAGGAGUCAGUCCAACUUUUUAUUAUGCAAUAACUUGUUAACUCUCCAUUCUGUACGAUCCAACAUUAAGCCGGAAGUUAGUUUGUCCUAACACACCAAAAUAAAGGCAUUAACUAUCCCUCACUCUCAGAUCCUAAAGUUCAUGCCACUUUCCCUUUUGCCCCCCCCCCCCCACUAAUUCAAGUAUCGAAAGUGCAUUAUUGCAAUACUGUCCCGCUGCAUAUGCAAAAUGCUUUAAAUACUAUAAAACUUGCAAAAGUCUCCCAUCAGUGCAUACACCUCAAGAAACAAAAAAGGUUAUCAAAUAUGCUUGUCCCGGUCAGACCUCUAUGUCUCAGACAUGAGUGGUCCCUCCCCCCCUUUCCCCAUUAGAAAAAAGAUUCAAAUAUCUACAUUUUUAAUCCUAUUAAAAAUGUCAAAACAAAAGGAGUGCAAUGCGCCACGUGGCUAAAUGUAAGCAAGGCUCAUCCAUUGUGUGCUGUUGCGACCUGCAUUGCUCCAAAGUCCUCGUCGUCUUCCAGGCUGCGCUUAAGGCUUCCUGUUCCAAGACAUUUGGACAAGUGCAUGUCAUGAACACUGUUUUGUCAAAUAAAUCCACGUUACAGUGAAUGGGGGAUUGUGUACAAACCUGGCAUGCCUGCUUGUAGGAAGGAGCGGCCCAGCUGCACGGGUGACAUCAUCUUAAUGGUGAGUUUGGCGAGGUAGAUCGCUUCAUACUCCUACAAAACAAACAGAUGACCACUGGCCUUGCCACACUUGCUAAUUCCACCGUCAGGAUACGUUACUUUUGUAGUCAUUUAAGGUUUUUGGAAAGUGUUGACAGUUUGUGUGAUUAACAGUACUUCAAAUCUCACCAUGGGCCAAAACCGGCAACAAAAACAGUGGAAUCGGCUGAAGUCAGUCCUGCUUAUGUCGCCAACGUGUUUGUCUAACAACUCAAGUCCUUGUCCACAGUGUUAUUAUUGUCAACAUACAGGGUUGACUGCUUUCGACAUUAAAAACUGGAUGAUUUUUAUGAAAAUGUUUCCAUAUGUGCCGACGUGAAGUAUUGUCACUAUCCCAGAAUUGUCAAAUCCCUGAAUCACAGCUCAGAACCAUACACAAUACAUUUGUCCCUCCUUUAUCGUGGUUAAUUGGUUCCAGACCUGACCGCGUUAAGUGAGUUCCCGCCAAUAGAAUUUAAUAUAUAUAUAUUUUAAUAAAACACAGAAAACCUGUUUAUGACUUUCUAAAUACAAUGUUUACCAUUAUUGGAGCCCUGUAGACAGGAAAUAAAACCCCUACAGUCACCUUUACAUUCCUAUUAUUCUUUGUUUACAAGUCAUUGCUUAACAGUAAUGCGCAGGCUACGGGAUCACUGCAGGGACAUAAGAGAUGGCCGCCGCUUUACACAUAGCAUGCUGCCGAGCUAACUAGUUAGCCUCCAAUUUCUUUAGAAUAACUUAUGAAAGGGUUUCAAACGGAGUGAGGAAGAAGGACAAAGUAGUAAGAAGCCAAAAACCUACCACUUCCACACGGAAUGGGAGGAGAACACGCUGACUCCAUGCAGUGUUAGGGUAAUGUUAUGUCAUGUCUCAUCAAUGUAACAUUCCUGAUGCCAAAUGACCAGAAUACUACGUAUAACUUGUCUUUCAAUAUGUUUGUAUGUAUGACAAACAAUAGGCCAUAGUCAACCAUGAAACAGUGAUCGUUUAUUAAUACAUUUUUGAAAAAACGCAAUAGAGUCAGGGAGCGAUGUUCGAACCGUGACUGCUUUCUCUACAUAAAAUAUGAGACCCAAAACGAUCAUUUUUCUGAAAAUUGUUCCAAAUGUGUUGACGUGUUAAGUAUUGUCAAUAUCCCAGAAUUGCCCAAUCCCUGAAUCACUGAUCAGAACCAUUAACGAUAAUCCUGUCGUGGCAGUAUUAUCUGAAAAUAGAAGGUUUUAUCAAAAUUAAAAUAUGCACAAAUAGAGAAAAACUAUGUCAACAAACUGCUGUAGGCUCAAAAAUCCUUUAUCGCCAAUUUUCCUCAUGUCUCUGGCCAAAGUGAAUGUAAAUGUGCAAGCAAUGGUGAGUUUCAGUUUCAGCUAUGUUAACAACCGCCGAUGCUGAUGUCACUAAAUGAGUCCAAGGGGUGUUGAUAAGCAGAUUCCUCUGUAUAAGACAUGUUUUGUCAAAUGGUGAAUGAAACUGCAAUUUACCACUCAGUACAGCAACCACACCAAUUGUCCUUUUGUUCACUUAUGUAUGAGAAUGCAUAAGAGAAAUUUAGAAGACAUCCAGCGGAUACAAUGUGGUUGUAUGCUAUUAUUUCUAUGCGCAAAGUACUCUGUGCAGCACUAAUAUCGCCAAGCCUCGGUAGGUUUAUCCUUAUAGCACACAUAGAAACUUGAAAAUGAAUACAUGGUAUUUUAGGGACGAACGUAGCAUCCGCAUCUUUUGCCCUUGCUGCUCAGUACAAUGUGUCCAGUGUCCACAAUCAUCACGUGAGUGCACACAUUGUUUCAACACAGUGGCUACCACUCUUGCCAAUUCAUUCAAUUCAAAGCCAACUUCUCAAAAGUUUUCAGCUCACCUGAAGCUGAUGCACAAAUCCCACAUUGGGGUUAAUGCAGAACCUCCUCUCCUGGAUGUGGCUGAACGCAUCCCUGGAGGGAACACAGAUGUCAACAACUAACAUAUUUCACAGCUGUGCUACUUCCUUUUGGCAAAAUUUGACAUUUACAUUAGUUCUAAAAUUUCUAAGUCUGGUCUGAAAUUGUGAUUUGUCUCCACUCACCAUGAUGAGUAUACGUUGGGGUGUGUGCCUUUAAGUAAGUACUGCAUUUAAAUAGCACUUGCAUAAAAAAUAAGCUUAAAAACUCACCUGUAUUUCAUUCCAAAUGUCUCCAUUAGGUAUGCAAUCACUAAGGCAGCACUGAAAGUGGAAAAGUACAUUUUGUAGUAAUUUUACCGAUUAUACUUAUUAUCAGAAUUAUAUUACCAAUUUUUAAAAUUACCUAACUUGUGUUAGCAGAACACCCCCAGAAUAUUUAGUACAGUGGAACCUUUAGGGUUGAAUCAAUCAGUUUCGUGGAUGCUAGCUGGAUUUUAAUCCAAUUGUUCCCCUAGGAAUCUAUAGGAAUUUACCACAGCUGACAAAGCUGCAAUGGAGUAAGUGUUGUUUAAAGAAAAAAACAAUGAAGAAAAAGCAAAAAAAAUAAAAAGUUCAUCCUUUGAAGUUGUACGAGUCAUGCAGACCGUGUUUCGAGGCAUGUUUUUCCACAAAAUGAUUGGUACCACUGCAUACGAAUUCAAACAAUACAUCACUUCAUGCAGGUGAACUGUGUCAACAAAGUGAAGCAAUACUGAAACAAAGUACCUUCUUGAGAUCCCUGCAUUACCAUGAACCAGUACCUUCCCUAAAGGACAACAUGUGUUAUAAGAUUAAAAAAAACAAAAAAACAACGGAAACACACUUUUGGUGCUGUGAUAUGAGUAUGUUGACCUUACC